CACUCACCCGCUUGCUCGCGCGUUCAUACUUCGGAUUUUUGGUAAUAGCGCCCGCUGUCACUCAAUACCAGCCUGGAGCGUUCGUUUGUCAUUAAUGAGUUAUGCACAGCAGAAGCAACGGCAUUUUGCGCAGCUCUCAACCACCUUGCAGAGGCUUGCGCGCGAGCUGGAGCAGACUCGCGAUCUGAUGGAGCAGACAGUUGUUCAACUGAAUGCAAUGGGGAAGUUUAGUGCAUUGCACGCUGCUCAAAUGAUUGCAGUUGAGAAAAUUGAAGAAUAUGUCGAUGAACAUGGUCACUUACCUAGCACGGUCCCCGCGAACAGAAGCACCAAAUCCGCGGGGUCCAUCUAAACUUAACGUCUCGCUGUCCACUGCAGUCGGUUGCAAGCAGCUUUCGUCACUAGCCCUCAAGGAUCUCUUUCAACCAUUCCUAUAAUUGGCCCUCGGAAUGGCGACCCCUCACGAGGAUCCAUUUAGAUAAGAUUUCGAUGCUUCGACUUUGCACCCCAGGAUCGCCGAGAACAGGCACCGCAAACUCUUCAUGGGGCGUGCCGGCUGAUUUGAUCAUACGGUUUUGGCAUGAAUGCCUCUGGUUAUCCUUGAUGUGUAUCUCCUUGCCCUCUGGUUGCAUAUUACGAAUGUUUAUGUGGUACCACAACUAGUACUGUCAGCGACUGGUUAUGUGCCCAAAGAUUUACAAAG
Messenger RNA from Cantharellus anzutake, 703 nucleotides. RefSeq lists its product as uncharacterized. The record is from RefSeq and is a predicted model, not a curated record. NCBI's taxonomy places the organism in Eukaryota, Fungi, Basidiomycota, Agaricomycetes, Cantharellales, Hydnaceae. Bases 95 to 352 code for a protein of 85 amino acids. The transcript has 4 exons.